Molecule: messenger RNA, 753 nt
Organism: Lachancea dasiensis
Lineage: Eukaryota; Fungi; Ascomycota; Saccharomycetes; Saccharomycetales; Saccharomycetaceae
Source: the annotation of a GenBank genome assembly
AUGGCAAAGUUAGUACAUAAUGUGCAAAAGAAGCAGCAUCGGGAGCGUUCGCAAGUAGCGGCACGCUCCAGGUUCGGGUUCUUGGAGAAGCACAAAGACUACGUGAAGAGAGCGCAAAACUUCCAUCAAAAACAGGCCACUCUCAAGAUACUGCGGGAAAAAGCCCAACAGCGGAAUCCUGACGAAUUCUACCAUGGCAUGCACUCCAGAAGCUUGGAUGGUAAGGGAAUGCUGCAAAAAUCAAGACUGGCCAAAGAUGAAGAUUCUAGUUUAUCCACAGAACAAGUGAAGCUGUUGAAAUCGCAGGAUGCAAAUUACGUCCGCACGCUGCGCCAGAAUGAACGCCAACUCUUGGAGAGACAAACGCAGAAUACGAUGUUCAAAUCCAAGGGUGCUCACACCGUCUUCGUCGACGAUCAAGAUGAGCUUCGGUCGUUUGACCCGGCGGAAUACUUUCAAACUACUCAGGACAUGCUGGGCAGGCGCGAAAACCGUCUGACUCGUGACCAGCUGUCUAGCCAGGCUCUACAAGCAGGUGUCAAACAACUGGGUCUCGAUUCCGAGACCUUGGAACGCAAAAAACUAAAAAAACUACGACAGCUCCAGCAGCAUCAGGAUCGCGAAAAGCAGCUUUCAGGCGUUCUACAGCGUAUGGAGAUGGAGCGCGAGGGUAUGAAGAAGGGCUCUAAGAAAAAGAUCCAGGAUACUAAUGGGAAUGUGGCGUUCAAGUGGAAGAAGCAGCGCAAGAGAUAA